CCAACCUCUUAGAAAGAACACAAAUCAGAAAAACAAUGAGAGCAAUUCCCCUCUUCAUUUUAAUUGCCCCUCUUGUUAUUUCCUCUAGAAUCGACCAGGAAUAUGCCCCAAUCGACUCUCUGCCUCCAGAACCAAAAUCAAGAUUUGCCAUGCUGGAUGAUGUAAAAAUCUUGGCCAACGGCCUCCUUCAGCUAGGACACGGUCUUAAAGAUUUUGUCCACAAAACAAAGACUCAAAUAAAUGACAUAUUUCAAAAACUUAAUGUAUUUGAUAGGUCUGUCUAUGACCUUUCACUCCAAACCAAUGAGAUCAAAGAAGAAGAAAGAGAGCUCCGAAGGACAACAUCGAAUCUUCAAGUCAAAAACGAAGAAAUGAAAAAUAUCUCCCUUGAGCUCAACUCGAAACUUGAAGACCUCUUGGAAGAGAAGAUUCGGCUUCAACAGAAAGUGAGGGGUUUGGAGGAGAAGCUGAUUCCUUUAGUUCACAGCCUACCUGAAGGUCAGGAACACCAAGAAGUGACCUUUCUUAAGACCUUUGUAGAGCAGCAAGACCAGAGCAUCAAAGAGCUUUUCCAAACGGUCCAAGAACAGUAUCAGCAGCUCACCAAGCAGCACGGCCAGAUUAAAGAGAUGGAAAACCAGCUAAGGAAGACGGGCUUCCCAGAAGUGCCCGACAGUGCCCUGUCUUCAAAGCAAAGAGCCCCGAGGACCAUCGCUUCUCUUCAACCCAAUGAAACUCAGUCUGCAGAGCAGGAAGGCGUGCCAGCCAACUGCGCUGCCCUCUCCGAUGGAGGCUCACAUCCCAGCGGCGUCUAUGCCAUCAGGCCCGGCCCAGCUGGAGUCUUCAAUGUCUACUGCGAGAUGAAAUCAGGCAGCUCUUGGACAGUAAUUCAACAGCGAAUGGAUGGAUCCCAAAAUUUCAAUGAAACCUGGGAGAACUAUCAACAUGGUUUUGGGAGUCUUGAGGGAGAAUUUUGGUUGGGCCUAGAGAAGAUCCACGCCAUAGUGAAGCAGUCUGAUUACAUUUUACGCAUCGAGCUGGAAGACUGGAAAGACAACAAGCGCUACAUCGAGUAUCUGUUCAGCCUGGGGAGCCCAGAAACGGACUACGCGCUGUACCUUUCGGAGAUCCAAGGCAACAUUCCCAGUGCAAUCCCUGAACACAAAAACCUCAGGUUUGCCACUUGGGACCACAAUGCAGAGAAACACCUGAACUGCCCGGAAAGCUACUCAGGCGGCUGGUGGUGGCACGAGGUCUGUGGAGAAACCAACCUUAAUGGCAAAUACAUCAAAGCAAGAUCAAGAGGUAAACCGGAACGGAGAAGAGGACUCUACUGGAAGACUCAAAAAGGAAGGCUCUAUUCCCUCAAGACUACCAAAAUGUUAAUCCACCCAACAGAUUUAGAAAGUUUUGAAUGAACACAGGCUAGUUUCCAAAAAACAAUAAACUGAACAUUAAACUCAA
Messenger RNA from Gracilinanus agilis (Agile Gracile Mouse Opossum), 1464 nucleotides. It is a transcript of the gene ANGPTL3, whose product is annotated as angiopoietin like 3. The record is from RefSeq and is a predicted model, not a curated record. Bases 36 to 1418 code for a protein of 460 amino acids. The transcript is spliced from 7 exons. NCBI's taxonomy places the organism in Eukaryota, Metazoa, Chordata, Mammalia, Didelphimorphia, Didelphidae. Gene Ontology annotation, biological process: cholesterol homeostasis; phospholipid catabolic process; triglyceride homeostasis.